AUGGUGGGUUGGAUGAUGUCAAGUGGUGCUUCAUGGAGAGAAGGAAUGAGAGAGAAGGGAAAGGGGUUAGAAGAGGAAUGUUUUGUUCUUCUAGGUGAUGGAUGGGUAAUGGGGCCUGGCCUUAGUGGUUAUCGAAGAGGACAAGAAGGUCAAUACAGUCCAUACAUAGAAGAUGUUGGUGACGAUGUGGGUGGUUAA
Messenger RNA from Dovyalis caffra, 198 nucleotides. NCBI's taxonomy places the organism in Eukaryota, Viridiplantae, Streptophyta, Magnoliopsida, Malpighiales, Salicaceae. The record is from the annotation of a GenBank genome assembly.